Molecule: messenger RNA, 4560 nt
Organism: Colletotrichum graminicola M1.001
Lineage: Eukaryota; Fungi; Ascomycota; Sordariomycetes; Glomerellales; Glomerellaceae
Product: Spc7 kinetochore protein
Exons: 3
Coding region: 1-4560 (1519 amino acids)
Biological process (GO): protein localization to kinetochore; mitotic sister chromatid biorientation; mitotic spindle assembly checkpoint signaling
Source: RefSeq, a predicted model, not a curated record
AUGGCUUCGCUCGGUGAUACGACCCUACCGUCGACGCGUCGGACACGCAGGUCUAUCGGAGCGACCAGUUUGUCGAGGAAGAAUGGUGACAAAGAGAACGCGACCAUUGACGUGGGUAGUAGUCUUGCUGAAAGUCGCAAGAAGUCGCGAAGCAAGAGUAUUGGUCCCGGAGGCCUGGAUACCCUCAAGAACGGAAAUGGGAACCGCAGAGCUUCCCUGGCAGUGCCUUCACGGCCCCCGCCUCGAUCGAUUUUGAAGCCUACGAUGCCUCUGUUGCCCGAGAUACCGCCACACCGCAAACGGGGGGCAGACCUCAUCGAUCUCGGUCCGCCGAGGGCGAGCACUCCGACGACAACAGGCAGCACCGAUCUCACUGGUUCUGGAUCCAAGAUUGCGCUACGCACAGAGGAGGAACAACAGGCUGCGGCAAAGGAGCGGGAGCGCAGAGACGCGCGCCGCAAAUCUCUCGCCAAUCGUCGCGUGUCAUUUGCAGCCGAGGCCACCCUUCAUACAUUCCACGAGAUUGAGUUCAUGCAGGACUCGACAUCGUCAACCGAUUCGAGGCGCCGCAGUUCAUCAGCCGGAGGCAGCUCCGACGAAGCACCGCCAAACCGUCCGUCAACACCACAAGACCAGGAAGAGGAUGUUGUUCCGCAAUCACCAGACAACCAGCGAGAGCUGCACCAGAAGAAACGUAGAAGAAGCUCCACCGCUCCUCUGAUUGAGUUUACAGAAGACGAGGAAGACACCAUGGCGACCGGUUUCAGUUCCGACUCGGAGCCGCCAGAUGCUGUAGAGGAUGUCGGCGACGAGGAAGAAGAAGAAGCAUCGGACUCCAAUAGUGACUCUGAUGACGACGGCACGAUGAUGACAGUCGAUGACCACGAGGUCACUGGCGCAUCGGUCAUGUCUUCGCGCACCACCGGAACGGACGAUGACCAUGACACACUGGAUGAUGCACUCCGAGCGGCUGCACGGCAUGCUGGCACACAAAGGCUGGGCUUCGAUGACAGUGACGACGAGGAGGUGAUUCCUUCUUUCGGGUGGAUCAAGAAAGACAAGCCCCAAGCAGAGGCAGGUCAGGAUCAAGAGAACGUUAAGCCACAACCGCUUGUCCGUAACAGCCCUCCUCAGGAUGACGAGGAGGACGACAUGGACAUGGACAUGGACUUCACUUCCGCUGUUGGGGGAAUCCUUGGCAACAAGACGUCUCAAGGUAUCGAACCUGACGAGGAAAUGUCCAUGGAUGUUACCCGUGUUUUGGGAGGCAUUCUGUCGAAGAACAAUAGCCAGUCAGCAUCGGCGAAAACAGCCUCCGAGGAUCAGACCAUGGAUUUCACUCAAGCAGUUGGAGGUAUCCAGAGAUCCAAAGUCAACGGCCAUCUAUUCGCUGCGCCGGACGAUAACGAGGACAUGUCGAUGGAAUUCACCAGCGCAAUUGGUGGUUUGCUGCCGACGCACACCAAGAGUGGCACGGCACAGACGCGCCGGAGAACGAUGACUUCCAGUAACAACCCAGAAGAGUCAAUCAUGGACAUGGAUAUGACGGUCGGCGUCGGCCGGAUCUUGCCCAACUCAGACAACACAUUCCACGGCGACCAGACAAUGGGCAUGGACAUGACUGUUCCCGUGGGCCGCAUCCUUUCGGCAGAAGACGAACCUGCAGAUGAAGAGGAAGCGACUGGGCUCAUGGACAUGACUGUCCCCUUCGGCAAGAUCUUGCCUUCAGCGGAUCGGUCGCCUGAGCAGGAAGAGGCGACUAUGGGAAUGGACAUGACCAUUCCCGUCGGCCGGAUUCUGCCGUCUUCCCAAGCUGCGGAUCACGAGGAAACCACGACGGGUAUGGACAUGACUUUGGCUGUCGGGGGCAUCAUCAGACCGCCCCAGUCGCCCGAGGCUCGGGUUGCUGCCAAGAAACUCAUGGAAGCGGAAGUAGACAAGCCUGACACGCCGAGCAAAGCUAUGCUGGGCAAACCUGCAUCCCCUGCCAAAAAGCUUGCCGCUUCGGUCAAGAGAAACACUUCAUCAGCAUCGGAUAUUGGAAGCAGUCCCGGGUUCAAUCCUUUCCAGGGCAGAGGUCUCCGCCAGAGUAUGCCACGCGCAGGCGCCGCUUCAAUGUCCCCGGACCGAACGAGAACGCCCAGCCCUCCAAAGUCUGCAGCUCCCACUCCUGCCGUCGCCGAGACCCCACUCGAUAGUUCGCCAGUCAAGACGCCGCAGUCACUCAAGAAGCGAGGCCGCCCCAAGUCACCCGUCAGGAAGCCUGCUACUCCCUCUCCCGAAAAGGCGCCUAGUCGUCUGAGCAUUUUUCAGCAAGACCCGACCACCGGCGCAAGGACCCCGACAGUCGUCCUUACUCCCCAAACCCGCAGACAUUCCGGUAUCGGUGCAGAUAAGCCCGGACUGGGCUCGCCUCGAGUUGCCGCUCUUUUGGACCGCAGAGGAUCACUUGGCGAGACCGUUAAAGAGUUUGUACCCGGCAAGGACCGAGGGGUCAAAUUUGCCGACCCACAAGUCAUCGAAGAAGAGAUCGACAAAGACCGUCAGGAAGAAGAAGACAAAGAAUCCGGUCGGAAGAUACUCGAGCGUGAGGCCGACGGCGGCGAGAAUGAGAAAGAGGCGACCCUGAACCUAAGGGAAAUGAUUGAGAGCUUGAGUCCGAAGAAGAGUCGCAUGCGAAGUCGCAAGAGUCUUCAUGUCGGAAGCGCAAGAGGGCUACUCGGCAAGCGGCCCGCUGAGCUCGAUGAUGAGGAUGGCGAGGGCUACGAUGGCGUCAAGAGGCUCAAGGGCCAUCAAGGCAGUCCUGUCAAGAAUGUCAAGCUGCAACAGCCGCCCAGUAAGGCAGAGACCACUGGUCGCAGAUUGACUCGGUCAGCCCGGAAGAGCAUGGAUGAAGACGCCGCAUCGAAAGCCACGCCCACCCAUUCCGAUUCCCCUCUGAAAAUGGCGACCUCGGCCAAGUCACCAAAAUCGCACGGUCGCUUCAAAGACGUCGAAGACGACACAAUGUCUCACCCGAUGAACCUUGAUGGUUCUCCUGUCCAAGACGAGGACGAGCUCAUGAAGGAACAGUCUGGAGAGCGUAUUCAUUUGCAAGACUUCCUGAACAUGACUUCAAUUCGUUUCAUGGAGUUGACAACCACCAAACGAAGACACACGCAAGCCCCAGAGAUGUUCAAGGACGGGCUGUUGGGUGGGAAAGACGACUUGUCAAUGGAACGCUGCGUCGUAGCCGGUGCCUGCACGGUGCCAAUGCUUGAGCUUUAUCAACACUCCUGUCGCGAGCUGAAGAAAUACAUCUCUGAAGGCCGCAGCAUCGUUCGGGAGAUCGAAUCGGAGACCUUCGAAGAGAACCCACCGCUGUUCCGCGAGUACAUGUCGGCUACGCCCGAUUUCAAGAAUAUCCUUGACAACCAGUUCAAGAACAGCAAGACUCACGCUCGUCUGGAAAGCAAGGCCAUGUGGUACGAGUGGCGAACAAAACUCCAGGAAGGUCUGAGAGAGGGCCUUGUUAGGAUCGCUGAGGGCAUGGCCGCCGAUGACAAGGUCCUUGAUCAACAGCAAAAGCUGCUCUCUUCUGUCUUGCCUGCCAUUGUGACACGCUUCACUGCCCUUCAACAAGAGCAUGAGAACUUGCAAGCCGUCGCAGAAGAGCUUGCUGACUGCGACCCGGAAGAGCUCGAUGCCGCCAGGUCUGACUUGGCUAACAUCGAAAGUGAUGUGGAAGAGAAGACGCGGCGUGUUGCUGAGCUCCGACAGGAAUUGGAGGAGGCAGAACAAGACGUGGAAGAAUUGAAGCAGGAGAAGCAGCAGUGCCACGAGGACAUCAAGGAAGCGGAAAGGAUCCGCGAGGAAUGCCGGGGCUGGUCGAUUAGCGAGAUCAGUGCGCUCAAGGCGCGAGUGGAUUCUCUCGAAAAGCAACAUGGCUGGGCCGUGACCGGGGUUUCCGGGAACACCAUUUCGAUGACGUACCGAAAAGAAAUCGAACUGGUAUUCGAUCUGGCAUCUUUUCAGCAUGGCCGGAAGAAUUCGCGGAUCGAUCUUUGGUACAUCGCUGCAAACCGCGAGACCAACCCUGUGCCGUUGACAACCGAAAGGGACUUUUUCCUACAGUGCAUCCGGGACCACAUCCGUGGACUGCCGCAGAGCCGCACUAAAAUUGCGGACCUCCUCCACCUGGUUCGUGCCGCAUGGGACAUGGCUGAUUGCACCUCCAACCACAUUCGGCAGCUCAACAUCACAUUUCCCACGGCUGUUGCCAGGACGUCGGACUCGUCCGUUGCUGUGAAGUCAUCCCUCCUUCUACCCCAAAUCGAGACCAAAGUGGAAAUUGUCCUCGAGAUCCGCGGUUCGAACAAGCCUGACGGCAUCGAGUUUACCCUGCAUCCCGAGGCCAAGGUUGUCUAUGGAGAGCACUUUAACACUGGAAAGAUGGGAGAAUUCUUGACGACGCAUCUGGGAGAUCGGGCGUUGUCUCGGGAGGGGGAUGCGCCGUCGUGGAGCAAUGUGGUCGUCGACCUUCAUGAGAGGCUUCUGGCGAGAGGAAGGAAGCAGGGCUAG